This is a messenger RNA of Alnus glutinosa, 557 nucleotides long. RefSeq lists its product as uncharacterized. The record is from RefSeq and is a predicted model, not a curated record. The transcript has 2 exons. NCBI's taxonomy places the organism in Eukaryota, Viridiplantae, Streptophyta, Magnoliopsida, Fagales, Betulaceae. The coding region runs from base 92 to 433 and encodes 113 amino acids.
UUCCUAGUAUUGAUAGGAUAAUAACUUGUAUAUAAAUCAAGGCUGUGUAAUUGUGAAGGUCACAUUAGAGCAAAGCGGAAGCAGAUCGACUAUGGAUUGGUGCACUCACUGUCGCAAACCCUGCAGGGAAGAAUGCAUCAACGGCUUCAUUGCGUGUCCUACAUGUGGAAAGAUUCUUGGCGAAGUCGGUGUCCAAAGAAGUUGUAAAAUUAUGAAAGCCAGAAUGAAAAGAGUGGUGAUGAAGAAGAAGAAGAAGAAGAAGGCUGGUGCAAGUGCAGGGACAACAGGACCUGAUUUUCCCUGCGGUUCUUCCGGUGCGGUGAUCCAUGAAAGCGAAUGUUUAGGUGAUAACAGGGACCAGCUCAUUCAACUUUCAAUGGAAAUUGUCGUGGCUCUGCCCGCUACUGUCGAAGGUGAUGGGCAGCCAACGUAAUGCGCUCUAUAAUUGGGGUUAAUUAGGGCUUAAACUAAGAGGGAUUAAAAAGUAUAAUACCAAAUAUGAAUGGUAGAUAUUCCCAAUAUUGUAAUUGUUGAACGGGAUAUACAUAUUAAUUGUU